This is a messenger RNA of Drosophila hydei, 1088 nucleotides long. RefSeq names its product phospholipase A1-like. Gene Ontology annotation, biological process: lipid metabolic process. Bases 19 to 1044 code for a protein of 341 amino acids. The transcript has 2 exons. NCBI's taxonomy places the organism in Eukaryota, Metazoa, Arthropoda, Insecta, Diptera, Drosophilidae. Gene Ontology annotation, molecular function: lipase activity. The record is from RefSeq and is a predicted model, not a curated record.
UGUUCUUCUGAUCCCACUAUGAAAACAGUUUGUCUAAUUGGACUAGUAGCAGUACUAGGCGCAGUGAGCGCCCUGCCCGUCGACGAUCGCGUUAAUGGCGAGAACGGCUGGUACGUGCCUCAGGCGGAUGGCUCCUUUGAGUGGAUCGACUUAGACGAUGCUGAGGAUCUGUUGGCGAAGGGCGAGGCGAUGGAGGGUCGCAUCAGCACAAAUGCUGUUUCCUUCUAUCUGUAUACCCGUUCCAAUCCUACCAAGGGUCAGGAAAUUUCGACCAAGGGCUCGUCCGUUGCCGAUUCGCAUUUCAACAAGGAUCAUGGCACUCGCUUUGUUAUUCACGGCUGGACCCAGAGCUACAAGGACUCCAUGAACACUGAAAUCACCAAGGCCUGGCUAGCGCGCGGUGAAUACAAUGUCAUCGCUGUCGACUGGUCCCGUGCUCGCUCCAUAGACUACGCUUCCUCUGUGGUGGCUGUUCCCGGUGCCGGUGCCAAGGUUGGAGACAUGAUCAAGUACCUGAACGAACACCACCAACUGUCCCUGGAUAGCCUGUACGUAAUUGGACACAGCUUGGGUGCCCAAGUUGCUGGCUACGCUGGCAAGACCGUGGGUGAAGGCAAAAUCCACACCAUCAUCGGACUGGACCCUGCCCUGCCCCUGUUCAGCUACAACAAGCCCCACAAACGUCUCUCCUCUGACGAUGCCUGGUAUGUUGAGUCCAUUCAGACCAACGGCGGCAAGCUGGGCUUCCUCAAGCCCAUUGGCAAGGGCGCCUUCUACCCCAACGGCGGCCAGAAGCAGCCUGGCUGUGGACUGGAUGCCACCGGCUCCUGCUCCCACGGACGCUCUGUGACCUACUAUGCUGAGGCUGUCACCCAGGACAACUUCGGCACCAUCAAGUGCGGCGACUACGAGGCAGCCGUCAAAAAGGACUGCGGCAGCACCUACAGCGGCGUUCGCCUCGGUGCCGAUACCAAUGCCUACAUGGUCGAGGGCGACUUCUAUGUGCCCGUCAACAGCAAGGCUCCCUACGGCAAUAUCCACUAAGUUUUUGUUUUCAAUAAAUAUAUAGCUCUCACGCGCUCAUCAAA